This is a messenger RNA of Strongylus vulgaris, 708 nucleotides long. The record is from the annotation of a GenBank genome assembly. NCBI's taxonomy places the organism in Eukaryota, Metazoa, Nematoda, Chromadorea, Rhabditida, Strongylidae.
AUGGACAGCGACAAGCAUAAGUUGCCAUCUGGCAUGCAUCUCAUUUCCACCAAGUUGGGAUAUAUGCUGUCAGGCAAAAAACAACUCAUAAGACCGAACGUUGUUGUCGUACAAGCGGAGAGUAGUGAUGAAGACUUAGAAGUAUGGGAGAGAUAUUGGAGAAUGGAGUCCUCAGGUACGGAAGAGUACACAGGGACAGAAAAGAAAGAGAAAAAGAUGCUGGAUGACAGAACUUUGAAGAAAUUCAGAAGAACAACAAGAAGAUCGGUAAAUACCUUAAUUCCGCUAGAACUGGAAGAAGCCGAGGAAGAAAAAGAAAACGGAGACUUCAUAGACUAUCCUCGACAAGAGGGAGAAGAACGUGCAAUUAGGAGGCAACGUGCAGCAGAAGAACAGAAGGAACCUGCACUAGAACAAAGGCGUUCUAAAAGAAAACUUAAGAAAAACUUUCCUUAUAAGGCAGAAGAAUAUGACAUUCAUGUUGUAGAAGUUGAAGAAAAUUCCAAGUGUAUUCUAGAAUUCCCCUUUUUCAGGAUGGACACACGAGAAGCCGCCGAGUCGCUAUUAGAGAGCCUGAAUGAGAAGACGAAGUCAAUGUUCGAAGAGCCAGAGAUCCAAAGAAGACUGGACAUAGUGUAUGCGGAUACCAUAGUGCUGCUAUCACGAUCAGAAGACUGUCAGCAAAAGCUGGAGUUCUUGAAACAGGAA